Colius striatus (speckled mousebird) is the source of this 4486-nucleotide messenger RNA. It is a transcript of the gene NUDCD1, whose product is annotated as NudC domain containing 1. Bases 98 to 1858 code for a protein of 586 amino acids. The transcript has 10 exons. The record is from RefSeq and is a predicted model, not a curated record. Lineage: Eukaryota; Metazoa; Chordata; Aves; Coliiformes; Coliidae.
CCGUGGCGCUCCGCGGCCACUGCCGCGCGUCGCCUGAGGGCCGCUCAGUUGCUGCCGAGUUGCCGCCUGUAGCCGAAGUUUUGCCUGGCGCCGCAGCAUGGCGGGCGUCGCACACUGCUCCCUGCAGGUCAAGCGCUUGCUCCUGGACGCCAGGUUCGAGGGCUACAAGCUGUCCUUGGAGCCGCUGGCCUGCUACCAGCUGGGGCUCGACACAGCUGUAGCAGAAGUGAAUCUUCGUGAUGAUCAAUAUACCCUUGACCAUAUGCGUGCUUUUGGCAUGUAUAAUUACCUUCACCUUGAUUCCUGGUACCAGGAUAAUGUCUACUAUGUUGAUCAAUUUGGAAGGGUUAUGAAUCUGUCAGUGACUCUGGACACCUCUUUACAAAAACCAAGAGAAGUUUUCAGGCUGCCUACAGACUUGACGGCUUGUGAUGAUCGCCUUUGUGCCUCAAUACACUUCUCAUCUUCCACGUGGGUUACCCUUUCUGAUGGUACAGGAAGACUGUAUUUGAUGAAAUCAGGCAAGCGUGGAAAUAGUACAUCUGAAAAGUGGGAGAUUUUGUUUAAUGAAGAACUAGGAAGUCCAUUUAUUAUAGCACACAGUGUUUCAUUUGUAAAGUCUGGUAUGCAUUCGAUAGCUGUGCUGCUGCUUAGGGUAGAGAAAGAUGAAUUGGACACAAAAGGAAGUGGAUUUCAUAUUACGUUGGAGUGGGUUACUAUUGCAGAGAUAAGCAAAGAGGGUGAUCACAGAUAUGAAAUAUCUAAAAGGAGAGUUUUACAAGGAAAAUCAGUCCCUCAUUAUGCAGCAAUAGAGCCGAGUGGGGAUGGUCUGAUGAUUGUUUCCUACAAACCAUUCAAAUUUUUGCAAGAUGAAGAUGACAAAAUGGAAGAAAAUGACAAUACAAAAACAACAAAUGAAAAGAAAGACCCUGUCUAUUACUGGCAGCAGACUGAAGAUGAUGUGACAAUAACAGUUCCCAUUCCUAAAGACAUCACUAAGGAUGACAUUAAAGUACGCUUUUUCACUGAUAACAUAUGUGUUAUACUGAAAGAUGAGCCUCCUUUGAUGGAAGGAAAACUCUAUUCAUCUGUGGACCACGAAAGCUGCACAUGGAUAAUUAGAGAGAAUGAAAGUUUGGAAAUUUCUCUAAUUAAGAAAAAUGAGGGACCUCGGUGGCCAGAGCUAAUAGUUGGUGAUACAAGAGGGGAAUUCGUUAUGGACGCUUCUCAGUGCUCUGAGAUAGCCGAAAGCCUGAUGCAUCUUACCUCUGAAGUACUGAAUCCAAACCCUGAAAAGGAAAACCCACCAUGUAAUGCUCAAGAAUUAGAAGAAUGUGAUGCUUUUCUUGAAGAUGGUGCAAGCUUGUGCAGAUUUGAUGGUGAUACCUUGAAAGUCACUCAUGUGAUAAAUCUUGGAAGCAACCAGUAUCUUUUCUCAGUUGUUGUGGAUCCCAGAGAAAUGCCAUGCUUUUGCCUGAGGCAUGAUGUUGAUGCUCUUCUCUGGCAGCCCCGCUCUGACCAACCAGAGAACAUGUGGGAGCACAUUGCAACUUUUAAUGCUCUAGGUUAUGUCCAAGCAUCAAAGCAAGACAAGAAGUUCAUGGCUUGUGCUCCAGAUUACUCCUAUGCUGCUCUUUGUGAGUGCAUGCGAAGAGUUUUCAUCUAUCGACAACCGACUCCUCUCUCCACAGUUCUCUACAACAGGAAGGAAGGAAGACAAGUAGGACAGGUUGCUAAGCAGCUAGUAGCAACUCUGGAAGCCAAUGAUCCUAUCUUAGGCUUUCAGGCUACCAAUGAGAGAUUAUUUGUUCUCACAACAAAAACCUUGUUUUUAAUAAAAGUGAACCCUGGAAAUUAAUUAUUCAGUAUAUUGUGCUGUAGUUUGUGUUAACAGGUUGGUAAAGAACUGGCUAGGUGAAUGAUCUGAGAAGUUCAGUACAACUUGCUGAAGUUUAAAAUUGAGAUAUUUUAUAGGGGAAUGAAAAAUUGUCUUUAGAAUUUUAAGAUAGUGGGCAGGUUUUUCAACUUUGCUGUCACUGCAGUAAGCUUUUUCAGCGCUAUGGGAAAAUGCCUUCUGCACUAACAGCUUUCUCAAAGCCCUUGUCAGUCUAUCACAUAGGUGAAUAGAUUUAUGCAUUGUUUUCUCCAAAUGAUUGUUUGCCAUACUUCUGAGUUUUGUAAAUUCACUUCUGUUUUUAAAUGCCACUGUUUGCCUAUGAAAGAAGUACUGGGAUAAAGAAAAUAAAGCCUUCAGUUGCAAGCAUAUGAUGUGCAAAGUAGUGUGUAUCUUAAAGAAGAAAAAUUUCUAAAGUAUCCUUGGCCAAAAAAAAAGAUUCAGUAGUAUUGAGAGAAAUGCGAGUGAAAGGAUGGAAUAUGAUGAUUCUUGACAGGUAAUUUGUUCAAUUGGAGUAAUUUCAUUGUAUACGCAGAUUUUAAAGUACUGAUUUGGGACUUGCUCAUACUUGCAGUGAAAUCUGUUCACAUUUUAAGUGAUUCUAGAAUAGCUUUUAGUAGAAUUUUCCUGAAGCAAAGUAAGAGCAAUGUAUAGCUGGUGAUUACAUAUUGAAUGGUAUUAGUCAAGGUCUGUUUGUAUUCAGUUGUGACAUUUUUAUUUGACGUUGUACUUCAUCUCAAGUGACUAAUUUACAAUUAGAAGAUAGCUAACAGAAAAAGCACCUGUAUUGUAACCUGAGAAGGGAAACUCAGAGGUGCUGCUUCUGCCUCAAAUACCACUGUAAAUACUGUGUUAGUGGUUAGCCAUUUUGUUUUGGCUGAUGCAGAAGUCCAAAUGUGGUAUAUUUGCAAUGCAACACUACCCAGGCCAUGAGUAUGCUUCAAUUUAACAACGUGGCUGGUUAAUUGCAUGGAAUAGCUGUAUCUGAAGGUUCUUAUUUCUUUUUAAAUUAAUAUUGUCAAUACAGUUAAACAAAAAAAAACCAAGUCAGUUCUGACAGCUCCACUCUUAAGUUGUUUUGGGGUUUUUUUUUUAUAGUUUGCUUACAACUCCAUAGCAAAGACUGCCUAAUACGUUGUGUACUGGCAGGGAAACUGCUGUCAUCUGUGGUACCAAAGUACGGAGAGACACAAAUACAAGCAGCAGACUAAUAGUCUAUAUUAAAUAAUACAGUGAAAAGUUAAGAGGGAGUCAAGCAAGUGUAGCUUGCAAAAAAAACCGACCUCCAAAUGCAGGAGUUUUUCAAGGUACCUGCUGUUUUCUCCUCCUUACAGCAGUAUUGUAUUGUAUAUCCAAUAAAAUCCUUACUCUUACCUGGUAAGUUAAAACAGACUUGAUUUGCAAACCUUCCCAUCUCAUUCUGUGUUUUUAAAGCUUAAAUGCUUUUUAAAAGGACUUAGUGAAUGUAUUACUGUUUCAUGAAUGGUUUGCAUCCAAGUUUUCACUGUUGGGCAAUAAUGUCAAACAAGGUAGUAGAAUUCGUACAGAGCUCUUUAUUCUAAAAGACUUUAUGUAGGUGAUUACUUUGCGUCAUAAAGUAAGUGCUUUGAGAUUUAUGUGGAUAUUACUUAGUAGCCUGAGAAGCUCUGGGAACGCAGAGUCAAGAACACAUUGUGGUAUUGGGAGAAUGAAUGGAGGAGUGAAGAAUUCAUAGGCAAUGUGCUUUUGUCACUUCAAGUCUGUUUCAGGAAUCCUCAGUACAGAUGAGAAUUUCAGCUGUUCUUUGGCAAAUUCUCCUUUUUGUGGCUUAGAUAUCUGGAUACAUACUUCUGUCUCCUGCAACUGAUGAUUUUCUCCUGCAACAGAGGAAACAAAGUCAAGUAAAUUUGUUACUUCUUCAGAGGCUGCUUUGCAGUUUGCAAGGACUGAAAUUCACAUUCUGGCCCAAGUGUGUGUCUGUUUUAAGGGAAUUUUUGUUCACUUCUGGGAACAACUGAAUGUGGGGGGAAGGUUCACCCUUUUUGCCAUGUGACCCAUCUAUUUGCAACCAUGGUGUACUCAGAAAGACCAUGCCAGUCUCUCUUAUAUUUUUUCUUUCUAUGAGAGUUAAGGACAUGUCUUAUUUAAAAGAUUUCUUGCCUUGAGAAACCUGUGCUGUUGCACAGCAGGCUGCUGUAAUUAAUGUCAGCAGGCCAGAGGGAGGCACUUCCUAUGAGCAUUUCCAUUUCUGUGUUCACCUAAUUUUGAGGCCUGUUUAUUUAGCUUAUUAAUAUAGGCUUAUACAACGUAUAGAAUGGGGAUAUUUGAGAGAGUUGGUUUUCUGAGAACCUUACUUCAAUUUUUCUAGGAUUUUAUUUCCUGAAAUCUUUCCUUUUAAGACCCGGUACUUUCUGAAAGGUCCCAAUCACAGCCUGUUUACAGAAUUUCUCAGAGAAUAUUUGGCCAUCAUUGACUUGCAUUAUUUAUGUCUAAUAUUAUUUUUCAGUUUUUUCCUUGGCUGCAUAUUUGGAAUGUAUCAUGUAUUCAUCUACAAGCUAAAAUAAAUGGAAAAAUGGUAAAUCUAUCAAUAAAGGUUUUUUAAAUGACUUUAAA